AUGCGUGCAGUUGUUCUGAAAGGGGUGAGAAACGUUGUGGUAGAGGAGAGACCAAUACCAAAGAUUCAAGAUCCCAAGGAUAUUAUUGUCAAAGUCCGAUACACAGCAUUAUGCGGCAGCGAACUCCACGUCUUCCGCGGCCACCAGCCCUCGGCGACGGAUUUCAUAAUGGGCCACGAGUUUACCGGCGUGAUUGAGCAAGUAGGAUCCGCGGUGCAGAACCUCCAGCCAGGAGACCCGAUCGUCUGCCCGUUCACAAUCAGCUGCGGCGAGUGCUUCUACUGCGCGCGCGGGUUCUCGUCCCGCUGCGAGAAAUGCCUUCUCUUCGGAACACCGGCAUUGGAUGGCUCCCAGGCAGAGUACGUCAGGGUGCCGCUGGCGGAGACGACUGUGGUCAAAGCCCCGAGCGGCAUCGAGGAUAUGAAGCUCUGUCUCAUGGCGGAUAUCUUCCCGACGGGAUUCUUCGCCGCAAGCGCCGGGCUCGGGACGCUGGAUCCCGACGUUGUCAGCGACAGCGUUGUUGUUCUGAUCGGCUGCGGGCCCGUGGGGCUUUGCGCCUUGAUCGCAGCCCUUGAGUAUCGGCCAAGGGCGCUGUUGGCUGUUGAUGGGAUCCAGGCCCGGCUGGAUACGGCAAGGGAUCUUGGUGCCGAGCCGUGGAACUACCAAACCGAUCGGCAGGGUCUCUCGGAGCGUGUCAAGGAACUGACCGCCGGCCGUGGAGCCGACGUUGUUAUCGAGGUUGUGGGCCUCAGCCCAGCCCUUGACAUGGGAUUUGAGCUACUCCGGUCAUGGGGCAUUAUCUCCAGCGUUGGCGUCCACAAUGGCGAAAUCCCCUGGACGGGAAACCAAGCCUACGGGAAGAACCUGACGAUCAAGAUGGGGAGGUGUCCCGUGAGAAGUAUCUUUCCGCAGGCACUCGAACUCCUUGAAAAGAAGCAGCACUUAUUAAGCUUCAUGACCGAAACCAUCAUGCCCCUCAGCCAGGCUGUCGAAGGUUAUGAGAUUUUUGACAACAUGAAGGUUCACAAGGUCAUCUUCGACGCGGCGGAAUAG
Phialemonium atrogriseum is the source of this 1053-nucleotide messenger RNA. Its product is annotated as chaperonin 10-like protein. The transcript has 4 exons. The record is from RefSeq and is a predicted model, not a curated record. Gene Ontology annotation, molecular function: oxidoreductase activity; zinc ion binding. The coding region runs from base 1 to 1053 and encodes 350 amino acids. NCBI's taxonomy places the organism in Eukaryota, Fungi, Ascomycota, Sordariomycetes, Cephalothecales, Cephalothecaceae.